Marchantia polymorpha subsp. ruderalis is the source of this 3811-nucleotide messenger RNA. Lineage: Eukaryota; Viridiplantae; Streptophyta; Marchantiopsida; Marchantiales; Marchantiaceae. The record is from the annotation of a GenBank genome assembly.
GUAGUUCACAAAGUGACAUUGGUCCAUCCCAAUCUAGUUAACUUGUCGGACUCGUGUAUGCUUCUAAGAGAGUGUGUACCAAUAAUCUAUUCAAAGGUCGCUCUGCCCCCACCUAAGGUCUAGCUCUGCCGUACUAAUGUCAGUGUGCUUCUGCGAUGUGACUGUGAAAACUUCACAAUACUUCGAUACGAUCCUUGCAAAUUUCCAGAAGCUAUCCUCCGAUAGCUCAGUUGUCCUAAGCCUGUCUUGGACCCUCAGUAAACGUCCAGACAUACCUGAAAGAGUGAAUCAGAGGAACGCUGAUGUCUGACGAGAAUGUGUCUUUUUUCUAUAAAGCUCCGAGGACGAUGGAAGUUAGUCGCAAUAGCAUGUCCUACUUCUUGACGAUGUCCGCAUAAUGGUUGGGAGUAGACUUGGCAGAUGCCACAAACUUCACUUACUGUCUGAGGAGUACCGAUUAGACGAUUCAGAAUUUUGAGCUUGCAUAGUAAUAGCAUCGAUUCAACUGGUGGCUAUGCAAUCCUCUCUGCCUCAAUAUGCAUCGAAAUCGUUCCGCCUCCUGACUUCAGGAUGUCUCUCAUAUGGUGUGGGUGAUGAGUCCAGUCGAUUGUCCACAUACAGCUCUUUGUUCCAGAAGAUAUUUGUCCAUCCAUUCUCUUGAAGUCAAGCCGACUCGUACGUGAUGUUGUGACAAAUUUUUCUGAUUCUACAGUUUCAAACAUUUUAGUCUUUGCCUUGUGUGAUGUGGACGAGAUUUGCUUGCUCCUGUAAGGCACCGGCUGCAUACAAGUGAGCGCAUCAACAGCGUUGCAGACCAUGUAAAAACACAAAUUGGAAUGCACGAUGUGAUGUUUGGGGUCCUCAUUUAGCCCAAGGUAUUAGAAUUCGAGCUGUUUUUGGCCAGGAGAGUGGUAUCCAAUGGGGCAGUUUUACCCUGAGCCGUCGUUUCGGAGCUUCAAGGCAUAUGGAAAUGCACUCUCAGAAACACCUUGGAGGUUUUACCAGCGCCUCGUGACCAGGUCUUCCUUGGGAGAGGAAACAGGGGACAUGGUGAGGCGUAGCGGAAGUGGCAUGAAGAAAAAUCUUACGUGGUGGGAUUUGAUGUGGUUCACCAUCGGUGCAGUCAUAGGCGCAGGAGUGUUCGUUCUCACGGGCCAAGAGGCCAACCAAACAGCUGGUCCUGCAGUUGUACUCUCAUACGCUGCAGCAGGAUUUGCUGCUAUGCUCGCUGUUCUUGCUUACACCGAAUUCGCCUGCGAGAUUCCCGUAGCGGGAGGAUCGUUUGCUUAUCUAAGAGUCGAGCUAGGCGAUUUCGUGGCGUUCAUCGGAGCCGGCAACAUAAUUCUCGAGUACAUCGGAGCAGGUGCUGCCGUCGCUCGAGCAUGGACAGAUUACUUCACAUCCUUGAUCGACAAGCAGGCCGACGACCUCCGAAUUUCAACAGACCUGGCGGACGGGUACAAUCUGUUGGACCCGCUGGCUGUGGGGGUGCUGCUGGUAACCAUGCUCAUAGCCAUUUACAGCACCAAGGGAUCAUCCAUUCUCAACUGGGUAGCGUCCAUCAUCAACAUGGUUAUCAUACUCUUCGUCAUUGUGGCCGGGCUGCGGUUUGCUGACACGGACAACUACACGCCGUUUAAUCCCUACGGCGCGCACGGUAUCUUCAGGGCGGCUUCUGUGCUCUUCUUCGCCUACUUGGGGUUCGACGCCGUGUCCACCAUGGCCGAGGAAACGAAGAACCCCGGCCGAGACAUCCCCAUCGGCCUGGUGGCAGCCAUGGUCAUCACCACAGUCAUCUACUGCCUCAUGGCCCUGACCCUUUGCCUCAUGGUCCCGUAUGAACAGAUCAACCCGCGGGCGGGCUUCUCGUACGCCUUCGAAUCCGUGGGCUUGAACUGGGCCAAGUACCUGGUUGCGCUCGGCGCGCUAAAGGGCAUGACCACGGUCAUUCUCGUCAGCAAUGUCGGCCAGGCUCGUUACCUGACCCACAUAGCGCGGACGCAUAUGGUGCCGCCGUUCUUUGCCAACGUGAACGCCUGGACCAAAACGCCCAUUAACGCCACGGUGGCCAUGACCCUGGCCACGUGUGUAGUGGCCUUCUUCACGGACCUGUCCAUCCUGGGCAACCUUCUGUCCGUCAGCACUCUCUUCAUGUUCUCGCUAGUUGCACUGGCGCUCUUGAUCCGGAGAUACUACGACCCGGUUCAGACCACCCCGCGCGAGCUCGGAGUUCUCGUGGCCAGCUUGAUCGUCAUCAUCGGCGCCUCGGUGGCAAUAGCGGGAUACUGGGCCUCCACCACGGAAAGUGAGGACUGGGUGGGCUACGUCAUCGCCGUUCCGAUCUGGGCUCUGGGCACCGCUGCCAUCCAGUUCUUCUGUCCGAAGCGUCGGAUUCCCAAAGUUUGGGGAGUUCCUUGGGUGCCGUGGCUCCCGUCACUGACCAUCGCGUUCAAUUUUUUUCUGCUUGGAUCCAUGGACAAAGACUCAUACAUCCGCUUUGCGGUAUGGACUGCUGCCAUUCUUGUCUAUUACUUCUUCGUUGGGCUGCACGCAUCGUAUGAUGCCGCGGUUGAACUGAGACUGGUGGGCGUUGACGAGCACCUCUCGGAUCCAGCGACCGUCCCUUCUGAUCUUACUGCCAGUGUUCAUGACGAGUAUGACAAUGAUCUCAAACCGAAGCAGCCUCCUCAGCUUUCGGCUGAUGACACAAAUGGGACGAAAACUGGUCCUUGAAAAGUAUGGAUUGACUGUAAUAGUGAAAGAGAGUCACUCAUGCACAGGCUUAGCACAAUAUAGUUCGAUUACUGUCACAAGAAGCUAACCGCAAAUAGUGCUAGCUUUUUUGUAUCACAAGACCCUGUCGAUAUACUUUUCAUUUCAUGCAUACGCGUUCAAAUCUAUCUGCUGUUGCACAUCGUCCUGCUCUCGUGAACACACAUUGAUAAAAUGUGACGACUGACAUGAAGAGCUAGAAGACAGUUAUUGCAUAUUUGCAUAUGCUCUGUCAAAUUUUGACAGAGCUUUUGAUUGUUUAGGCAAACCGGCUGAUGAGGAUGGAAUGAAUUUGCUUUAGUCAUGUUUGAAUUACUCACCAUUCUCCUCCCGUUUCAGAGUUUCCGGUUCUGUUGCUAGAAAGGAGUUGCAGCGGAGAAAGAGGUUAUGGUAGUCAGGAAGCAAAUAUGCAGCUGAGCGAUUCUCGUACAAAGAGAAGAACACGUGACAUCGUCUAGACAUCAAUCAUGGCAAGGAGGCUGUUCAAUCUCUUCGAGACAAAAGCAGAUAAAGUAUGUUCAUGAGGUCAAAAUAAGACAAUUCAGCGAGAAUUGUUUCAAUACCCGAACGGCUUUUAGCAAAUUUGUAGUCACUGCUCUCCCAUUUCAUCAGCUGGGGCAUACUGUUGUAUUCCUGGCCACGCUCUUUCAUACUCUGAUGGAUAUUGUCAACGCUACUAGAUAGGUCUACAGCAACUACACAUUUUCAGAUGAGACCCCAAAGUUUCCUUUCAUAUACAUAUUACGGCCGUUCGAAGUGCUUUUGACGUUAUUUAGACAUAUUGGCUCUCAAACGACUCAGAAAAAUCUCAUACGAAAAAAUUAGAGAAAGUCUGUCAGGGUACAUUUGACCAGCUCAAUGUACCAAUGUCCGAAACCGAAUGUUGGUAAAUAUAUUCUGUAGUCUUUACGCAGCCUACACCCUGUUAUGACCAAGUCUUUUUGGUACAGACGAUUUAGCAUGGCGAAAUAUUGAGCAGACUGCCAUCUCACUUUGCCACUUGAUUGUGUUCAUGGAAAGUUAAUUUCCUACUUAAAAC